ACUCUUUUCUUUUAUCCCACAAACGCGCGCACACACAAACACAACACACACACACACACUCAGUCCCUCUCAUUCCCCAACUUUUGUUUCUUAGAAGAAAUUGCAAAAGUGGUUUGCAUUUGCAAUUCCCGCAUCUCAUCUUCAACAGCCAUGUCUCUAAUGCUCGACAAUUGUGAAGGCAUCUUACUUUCUUUGGACUCUCACAAGUCUGUCCCAGCCCCUUUCCUCUCCAAGACUUACCAGUUGGUCGACGAUCCCUCCACCGAUCACAUUGUCUCCUGGGGCGAAGACGACACCACUUUCGUCGUCUGGCGUCCCCCUGAGUUCGCCCGCGAUCUCCUCCCCAACUACUUCAAGCACAACAAUUUCUCCAGCUUCGUCCGCCAGCUCAACACUUAUGGUUUUAGGAAGAUUGUCCCGGACAGAUGGGAGUUCGCCAACGAGUUCUUCAGAAAAGGUGAGAAGCAUCUGUUGUGUGAGAUUCAUCGACGAAAAACUGCUCAGCCCCAACUUCCUUACAACCAUCACCAUCUCGGGAGUCUGAGUGGGUCCAGUUUUUUCCCAUUUUCAACCCGCGUUAGCAUCUCCCCCUCAGAUUCGGACGAGCAUAUCAAUUGGUGUGACUCGCCACCACUCCCACCCAGGGCUGCACCCGCUGGCUUCUCGGUUCUGGGCAGUGCAAAUGUUAGCAAUAAUAGUAAUACGAGUUACAGCAUGAUGAGUUCGGUGACGGCUUUGUCGGAGGAUAAUGAGAGGUUGAGAAGGAAUAACUCUAUGCUGAUUUCGGAGCUUGCUCAUAUGAGGAAACUUUAUAAUGACAUCAUCUAUUUUGUUCAAAACCAUGUGAAGCCUGUUUCUCCUAGCAAUUCUUUCCCUUCCUUGCUUCUUUCUCACCCUUCUACCACUACUACUCCUCCUCCUAAUUCCCAAAAACCCCUUAAUCAGUUGCUUGGAUUCUAUCCUCCUACUCAUGCUAAUACUACUACCAAGCACUUUUCCUUCCCUACUGCUAAUGCUAUUCCUACGACUCACUUUGUCAGCUCACCGACCGCAACGUCAAAGAGCGCAGUUACGGAGCUCGACACAUUUGGAAUGGAGGGUGAUAACAGUAGUUGCAAAACCAAGCUGUUUGGAGUGCCACUUUCAUCAUCCAAGAAAAGACAACACCCUGAUACUACUAAUUACGUUUCUACUUCGGAUACCAACAAGAAUUCUCGGUUGGUGUUGGAAAAAGGUGACAAUUUGGGGCUCAAUCUCAUGCCUCCUUCCAGUAGCUGCUAGCCCUUGCUCAUCCUCCAUACCCCUUUUUCAAUUCUUAAGAUUAUUCAAUUUUUUAUUAUCUUUUUUUAUUACUAUUAUUCUUCCCUUUUGUUAUUUGAGCGGAUCCGUUGGGUUGAGUAACUGUUGGAGUAUUUGUGUGCCAAGUUGUGAAUGUGUAUGUGAUUAUCUUGUACAUCAAUCUUUCUUAAUUCAAAUUCCCA
Molecule: messenger RNA, 1481 nt
Organism: Cucurbita pepo subsp. pepo (vegetable marrow)
Lineage: Eukaryota; Viridiplantae; Streptophyta; Magnoliopsida; Cucurbitales; Cucurbitaceae
Product: heat stress transcription factor B-4
Biological process (GO): regulation of transcription by RNA polymerase II
Cellular component (GO): nucleus
Molecular function (GO): RNA polymerase II cis-regulatory region sequence-specific DNA binding; DNA-binding transcription factor activity
Source: RefSeq, a predicted model, not a curated record